This is a messenger RNA of Aureobasidium uvarum, 462 nucleotides long. The record is from the annotation of a GenBank genome assembly. NCBI's taxonomy places the organism in Eukaryota, Fungi, Ascomycota, Dothideomycetes, Dothideales, Saccotheciaceae.
ACACUUUACAACUCAAAGACUGAACGUGAUGCAACAGAGAGUACCACAUUGUCGUUCUUGGCUCAGGGUAUCUGGAUUGAACGAUAUGACCCGACUAUCGAAGACUCAUAUCGCAAGCAAUGUGAUGUCGAUGGUCGACAAGUGAUUCUCGAAAUCCUCGACACGGCUGGAACAGAACAAUUCAGGNAACUCUACAUGAAAUCCGGCCAAGGCUUCCUCCUCGUCUUCAGCAUAACCUCCUCGUCCUCGCUAAAAGAACUCUCCGAACUCCGCGACCAACUCGUAAACCUCAAAGACGACCCUCACGUCCCCAUCGUGCUCGUCGGCAACAAGUCGGAUCUAGAAGAAGAUCGCGCAGUAUCUCGCGCAGCUGCCUUUGCGGUCUCUUCUGGUUGGGGCAACGUGCCUUAUUACGAGGCCUCGGCGAGGACGCGGCAGAAUGUCACAGAGGUUUUUGUGGAC